AUGACUUCGACCAAGCCUCCGGCCAGGAUAUAUCCAAUAACAACCUUCAUUUCAGACCUACCAGCUAGCCUCAUCCCGCAUGGCUCCCAAACAUCUCCCAAAAAUGGAGCCAAUGGCCGCCUGGUCAUCAUCGGCGAUGUACAUGGGAUGAGAAAAUCCCUGGAAGCAUUAUUAAACAAAGUGAACUUCGACAAUAGCAAAGGAGAUCAUCUCAUACUAGUUGGCGACCUAAUCAACAAAGGGCCCGAUAGUCCCGGUGUUGUCGAUCUCGCCAUGAAACUAGGAGCCAGCGCAGUGCGAGGCAACCACGAAAACGCAGUGUUGAAUGCAGUCAUGGAAAUCAACACCUUUCAAAAUAGCCAAUUUUGCCACCAGGACUUUACUGGUAGUUCAGCCGCACCUGAGAACCCCGAAGACAACUCAGCUGAGGCUAGUGUCCCAGAUCUCGAAAUUCCCGACAAUUGUAACUCUGAUGUACCCGCGGUGAAGAUGAAAGCUAGCCCGACAACGCAAAGUACAGCGAGGGCACUCUCCAAGCACCAUAUUGACUGGCUUGCCUCGUUGCCGUUGAUCUUGCGGAUCAGAUUACCUGCCGAUUUGACGUCCUCUUUGGGUGAUUCUCUGGUCGUCGCUCAUGCAGGCCUCGUUCCUGGUAUCCCACUCGAAGACCAAGAUCCAAAUGCUGUAAUGCAUGUCCGGAGUCUGGUUCGUGAGACUGGCAAUGAAAAAGCGUUCACCCCAACUGAGGUUUUCGGGGAUGAAGGCUGGGUUGUGGAAUGGGAUCGGUUGCAGGAGAGUUUGGCGUCUAAGACGACGGUUAUCUUUGGACAUGAUGCAAAGCGGCGUUUGCAGUUGGGUAGAUAUACGAUUGGAUUGGACUCGGCGUGCUUGUACGGCAAUCAAUUAAGCGCUGUUGUGAUUGAGUCUCGGGAUGGGAGAGUUGAGCAUGAGAUUGUUCAGGUUGAAUGUGCUGAUACGCCUGUUGCGUCGACAGUUCCUGUCGAGAAAGGAGAGAAAGAUAUUGAUAAGGAUACAUUAUGUAGGAAUUCUGCCGCUUGA
Molecule: messenger RNA, 1059 nt
Organism: Penicillium nucicola
Lineage: Eukaryota; Fungi; Ascomycota; Eurotiomycetes; Eurotiales; Aspergillaceae
Product: metallophosphoesterase family protein
Exons: 1
Coding region: 1-1059 (352 amino acids)
Biological process (GO): polyphosphate catabolic process
Cellular component (GO): cytoplasm
Molecular function (GO): endopolyphosphatase activity; phosphatase activity
Source: RefSeq, a predicted model, not a curated record